AUGUCGCCAGUUCCUGGAGAACCGAAAGAAUCCCCCAAACCCCAGCCUAUUGGGAAUAUGCCAAUGAUCUUCUUGCUCACGACAUGUACACUUUGCGCCCUAUUUUUGCUAUGGAGAAGGGCGGAUGCUCUGCGAAGAGUUGUCUCUCAUCGGCUCAAAACAUUCAGACAAACCGAGGGACCAAUACGUCUGAGUGAAGACGACGGCCCUCCAGCAAAUGAAUUUCUCGCAGACGAUUAUGACGAUGACAAUGCACAUUUACAUGACUCAGAUGACGAGCCCUUGUCAGAGCAUAUCAGGAGGGCUACUCAGGCAUGGAGGGAGCCAAAUAUUGCGAUAUUAGAGCGUCACAGCAGCAGUCAGGAGGAUAGUGUGAAGGUGUUACCAUCUGGGCCAACGCAGUGA
Psilocybe cubensis is the source of this 405-nucleotide messenger RNA. RefSeq lists its product as uncharacterized. The coding region runs from base 1 to 405 and encodes 134 amino acids. NCBI's taxonomy places the organism in Eukaryota, Fungi, Basidiomycota, Agaricomycetes, Agaricales, Agrocybaceae. The transcript has 3 exons. The record is from RefSeq and is a predicted model, not a curated record.